AUUUAAAACUUACAACACAACCUUGUGAUCAUUUUAGCUAAUAAGAUUGAAGAUGAAUGAAGCAGAAACCUUAUUUAGUGAGAUUACAGAUUGAGACUUCUGACGUUCAUAUAGAUAGAUCUAAGACAUGAGAAAAUGUUGUCAGGCCAACUUCAAGGUCGGACCCCUUCAACCUGCCACCUCUGUCUGCCUUAGUUUUCACACGUGUCACAUUCGUUUCUGAUCUCCUUCCUGUCACAUCAGCUGAUGGCGUGCGUCACUCAACCUGCUGUUCAGAACACACCUGUCAAACCUAGUCGACAGAGACUGAGGAAAACGAUUCCUUGGUUUCCAAGCGUCUUUAAUUUAAACACAGCGUCAGUAAGUCAGGAGGGUGUUUGUAGUCUGGUGUUUUCAUAGUGUCACGCUCUGUGAGCUGUCAGUUAGCUUCAUUCAGGCGGAAGUAGGAGGAUGAGAAGGAGGGUGGGAGGAGAGAGGCGAGACGGGUGCAACGCCCCACCCACAUUCUGACCCUCUGCUUCAGGGAACGGAGUCCUAGGGAAGUAGGGCUCCUCUUGUGUGACCGGUAGACGGUUGUAAACCCAGCCUUUGAGACUUUGCAGCGGUGUCCCGCGUUUCAAAACUGGAAUGAGGUCUCACUUGCUGUGGUUUUUCCACAUUUUAUUUGAACAGUGUAGCAGACCUGUGUUAAACUUUAGAGACAUGUCAACGUUUAUAUGCUUUAUUUUAUGUCAAAGCCCUGUUAGUUUAUAGUUUAUUUACCCCACGUUUGCUAUGCAUUUCCUGCUUAAUAUUGUUGAUUUUAAAUCUUAUGUUUUUUUUGCCUGCUUUUCUCAAUUGCAGAUUUAAUAGCUUGGGUUUCAUCAGGAAACAUUUAUCCGACUGCCAACACCCUCCAAGCCGCUCAUACAGUACCGGGCCCUCCAGUGUAUUUAGUUACAGUACCAGGCCCUCCAGUGUAUUUAGUUACAGUACCAGGCCCUCCAGUGUAUUUAGUUACAGUACCGGGCCCUCCAGUGUAUUUAGUUACAGUACCGGGCCCUCCAGUGUAUUUAGUUACAGUACCGGGCCCUCCAGUGUAUUUAGUUACAGUACCGGGCCCUCCAGUGUAUUUAGUUACAGUACCGGGCCCUCCAGUGUAUUUAGUUACAGUACCGGGCCCUCCAGUGUAUUUAGUUACAGUACUGGGCCCUCCAGUGUAUUUAGUUACAGUACCGGGCCCUCCAGUGUAUUUAGUUACAGUACCGGGCCCUCCAGUGUAUUUAGUUACAGUACCGGGCCCUCCAGUGUAUUUAGUUACAGUACCGGGCCCUCCAGUGUAUUUAGUUACAGUACCGGGCCCUCCAGUGUAUUUAGUUACAGUACCGGGCCCUCCAGUGUAUUUAGUUACAGUACCGGGCCCUCCAGUGUAUUUAGUUACAGUACCGGGCCCUCCAGUGUAUUUAGUUACAGUACUGGGCUCUCCAGUGUAUUUAGUUACAAUACCGGUACCGGGCCCUCGAGUGUAUUUAGUUACAGUACCGGUACCGGGCCCUCGAGUGUAUUUAGUUACAGUACCGGUACCGGGCCCUCGAGUGUAUUUAGUUACAGUACCGGUACUGGGCCCUCCAGGAUAUUUAGUUCCAGUACCGGUACUGGGCCCUCCAGGAUAUUUAGUUCCAGUACCGGUACUGGGCCCUCCAGGAUAUUUAGUUCCAGUACCGGUACUGGGCCCUCCAGGAUAUUUAGUUCCAGUACCGGUACUGGGCCCUCCAGGAUAUUUAGUUCCAAUACCGGUACUGGGCCCUCCAGGAUAUUUAGUUCCGGUACUGGGCCCUCCAGGAUAUUUAGUUCCGGUACUGGGCCCUCCAGGAUAUUUAGUUCCAGUACCGGUACUGGGCCCUCCAGGAUAUUUAGUUCCAGUACCGGUACUGGGCCCUCCAGGAUAUUUAGUUCCAGUACCGGUACUGGGCCCUCCAGGAUAUUUAGUUCCAGUACCGGUACUGGGCCCUCCAGGAUAUUUAGUUCCAGUACCGGUACUGGGCCCUCCAGGAUAUUUAGUUCCAGUACCGGUACUGGGCCCUCCAGGAUAUUUAGUUCCAGUACCGGUACUGGGCCCUCCAGGGUAUUUAGUUCCAGUACCGGUACUGGGCCCUCCAGGGUAUUUAGUUCCAGUACCGGUACUGGGCCCUCCAGUGUAUUUAGUUCCAGUUCCCGGGCCCUCCAGAGUAUUUAGUUAACAGUUUGUUCAGGUCCACCGUCACCCUGCUUAGGAUCUUGAUGCUCUCCUCUCCUAAUUAUUUUCUGUUUGAUAUCUCAAGAACGCCAUAUUAUUUGAUUCUCUGGGGACAAGGUGUUCUCUUUACUUAUGAAUAUACUGUAGAUCAGGGCUCUGUUCCUGGAGAGCUACCGUCCUGUAGGUUUAUACUGAAACCCUGUUCCUGGAGAGCUACUGUCCUGUAGGUUUA
Messenger RNA from Salvelinus namaycush (lake trout), 2447 nucleotides. RefSeq names its product putative per-hexamer repeat protein 5. The transcript has 2 exons. Gene Ontology annotation, cellular component: plasma membrane. NCBI's taxonomy places the organism in Eukaryota, Metazoa, Chordata, Actinopteri, Salmoniformes, Salmonidae. Gene Ontology annotation, biological process: leukocyte tethering or rolling; hemopoiesis. Bases 812 to 2215 code for a protein of 467 amino acids. The record is from RefSeq and is a predicted model, not a curated record.